Molecule: messenger RNA, 1115 nt
Organism: Protopterus annectens (West African lungfish)
Lineage: Eukaryota; Metazoa; Chordata; Ceratodontiformes; Protopteridae
Gene: NR0B2
Product: nuclear receptor subfamily 0 group B member 2
Exons: 2
Coding region: 179-961 (260 amino acids)
Biological process (GO): circadian rhythm; negative regulation of transcription by RNA polymerase II
Cellular component (GO): cytoplasm; nucleus
Molecular function (GO): transcription factor binding; transcription corepressor activity
Source: RefSeq, a predicted model, not a curated record
GUUGGUCACAUCAUGAUCUGCUCAGCUAAUUAAACACAUUCUGAUAUCGAGAAGAACUGCACAGCAAGAUCUGCUUUUUCCAGUUUCUAUUGUCUAAAGUAUAAAAGGUACGCAAGAGGUGUGAUUUCAAGAAAGACAUUUUUUGAACAGCUACCUAGUAAGCAGUGGGGUAAAAACUAUGACUACCAUUGAGACAUUGCAUGAAACAUGUCACUGCUAUGGCAUGGAAAGGCAAAAUGCCAUCCUUUAUACUAUCCUAAGUCAGACAAACAACCAUAAUCACUGUUCAAGCUUGCUUCAUCAUAGCUGUCCCUGUGAGGGGAGAAGAACAGUCUGCUUAAAGACACCCCAGCUAACUUGUCAGGCUGCCUCUGAUGUGCUAGUAAAGACUGUCAGUUUCAUGAAGAACCUGCCUUCCUUUCACAAUCUGCCCAAGAAGGACCAAUUUCUACUCCUGGAGAGUUGUUGGACACCCCUUUUUAUUCUUGGACUGGCUCAAGACAUGGUUUUCUUUGAGGUGGUUGAAACACCUGUGCCCAGUAUGCUCAAAAGGAUUUUGCUAAAUGGACAGUGUAAAAGUCAAGUAGAAGAGUCCGACAGGACCCAGCCAACUCUGUCAGGAGUACAGAGACUGCAAUCCUGCCUCAACAAAUUCUGGAGUAUGGACCUCAGCCCCAAAGAAUAUGCUUAUCUUAAGGGGGCAAUUCUAUUUAACCCUGAUAUUCCAGGCCUGAGAGCUUCCCUUUAUGUUGAGAGCCUACAGCAAGAAGCACAAAGAGCUUUGCGUGAAGUCCUUUUGCCUCUUCAUCCAGAGGAUAUAGGUCGCUUUGCACGCAUUCUGUUGACAGCAUCCACAUUAAAGACUAUUUCACCUGCACUAAUCACGGAACUUUUUUUCCGACCCAUUAUGGGAAGUACAGAUAUUAUUGAUUUGCUGAAUGAAAUGCUUCACACUAAAUGAAGGGCAUAAAACAAUUAUUUUUGGACAAAGGACUUUCACUGAACCACUUUCAUUGUAUAGAACUUGUGUUAUUUAAAAUAGCUGGAUACUCUGCUGCAUUUUUGUAAAUAAUUUUAAGUUAUUUUAUUUGUAAUAAAACAUUAUUUUGGAAGAC